This is a messenger RNA of Botrytis deweyae, 1779 nucleotides long. RefSeq lists its product as uncharacterized. The record is from RefSeq and is a predicted model, not a curated record. Bases 1 to 1779 code for a protein of 592 amino acids. The transcript has 5 exons. NCBI's taxonomy places the organism in Eukaryota, Fungi, Ascomycota, Leotiomycetes, Helotiales, Sclerotiniaceae.
AUGCGCUCCUUCUUCUCGCGAUCCCCCGAUCUCGAAGGCGGUCAAAGUCGCGGCAUUUACAAAAAAGGGUUCACCGGCGACCAUCGCGGACGCUCCCACAUCCCCCCUAACCCCUCUCCCCUCUUCUCUCCCCAAUCGCAACACUCACCCUUCAGCAUCCCCUCGGCAUCCUACAGACACGAUACGAUUUUCCGACCACCUCCGAGUCCGAGUCCCAAGAGCGUCACUUUUAGUGAGCGAUCGUGGAGUGCGCUUUCGGGUCCGGGGAAUGGGAAUGUUUUUGCGAAUACCAAUGGUGCGAGCGCUGCACAUUUGGGGAAUUCGCGAGGAGGGGAAAAGAUAUAUUUGGAUCGGGAUCGGGAUCGGGAUCGGGAUCUGAAUCUGGGUCAUUUGGAUCAGGAGCAACUUUCUCGUCUGCAUGAAUAUCUGGGUGUUCUUCCUGCGAGAGGAACGGGAGUCGGAGUCGGAAGAGAGAUUCCUCGGAGUGGAAGAAGAGGGUUUAGUAUGAGUGAUCCGAAUGAUCGGGAUCGGUCUCUUCAUAUUUCUCCUACUUCUGUACCUACAGCUAUACCGCCUCCCCCCCUCUCUCCACACUCCCGACUCAAGAAAAAUCUCAAGCAGAAGGUUGCUGAACAUCAGUUUCGGCGGAAUAGAGAUGGGAGUGCGGGGUGUAGUUGUGAGUAUGAUGUGCUGCUGGGAGAUGAAGAGAAGGAGGUGCAUUAUCGAACGCGGAUUUUUCGAGAGGCGCUGAGGAAUGCGUUGGGUGUUCAGAGGGAAAUGGGAUUGGAGGGGGUGGGGAGUGGGGGGGAGGAGAAGGAUGGAGAGGGAGAGGGAGAGGGAAAGAAACCGGUGAUGCAGAGGAGAGGGGCAAGUGAGGGGGUGAGAGAAGGUGGAUUCACGGGACCGAUGAGGAUGGAGAGGAAAGAGGAAGUGGCGCCGAGGGAUUUGGGGGAGUUUUUGGAGAAAUAUGAUCCCAGGCCGGAGGAUUUACCGGAUGUAUACCCAAUGGGUGAACAUAGAGCAAUGCUGCGAACAAUGUAUUUGGAGGACAUUUUGCACGCGACGGCGAAAUUGCAUAUGCAUAAUUGGAUUUUGUUGAGUCGGAAUGAGAAGUAUGAGGAUUUACGUAUUCCCGCCCGCUGGGACCAAAUUCAAGAAGAUCUCGAAAAAUAUACCCGCUCAAUCCGCAACUACACCUACUGGCUCAGCUCACCAAUUCCCCUCCUCGAUCUCCCUAAAUCAUCUCUUCCCCCCCGUUUCCAUCUCUACGGCAAACAACUCGCGAUUCUCGAAUGUGCGCGCGCGUGGAAUCAUCCGCGCGAAGUGGGGUUGGUCAAUGAGUUGGAGAGGAAGCUGGUCGCGUAUCAGACGGAUUGGAGUGUGAGUAAUGGGGUCUGGAGGGGUGUGAGGAGAGAGGCGAGGAGGAGGGGGUGGAGGGGAGGGAAGGGGAGGGGGUUGGGGAGAUUUGUGGGGGGAGUUGUGGGCGGAAGCAGUAUCCUAACCCCCAUCAGCAUCCUCAUUCUCUGGCCCGGCGGCAUCUCCAAAACCGGCGGUGUGGGAAUCAUCGGAGUCAGCGUGGCGAUUAUGGGCAUCAUACUCGUGUGGAUGAUCCAUGGAGGAGGAGAGCAAAAAAGUGGAUGGGAAGGGAUUGAAGGGGAGAGAGAUGGAGAUGGGAGAGGGGGCAUUUGGGGAGGAGAGUGGGGAUUGAAAGAUGUCAUGCUGGUUUUGGGAGCGUAUGCGGGGGUUUUGGGGAUGUUUUUGGGGGUCGCGGUUGUGUAG